AUGUCUGCAUCUCAGAAGACCUUCAUUGCAACAGGCACCUCCUCGGGCUUAGGGUUCGAGGUGGUGAAGCAGCUUCUCGAGGGUGAACAGGCGUAUAACUUUAUCCUUGGUGCUCGAAACACCGAAAAGGCUGAGGCUGCCUUUGAGGACUUGAAAUACGAUACCACAAAGCACACUGUCACUGUACUUCCAUUGGACCUGCAGAGCCUGCGAAGCGUGCAGGUGUUCACUCAACAGGCGCUCGCAACCCUGGGUCGCAACAAGCUGGAUUACCUGUUCCUGGCUGCCGGAACCAUCGAUAAUGGCGAAGGCCCCGGGCCCCACGGAUCUCAGUGGUGCACCGGAUAUGUGGUAAACCAUCUUUCUCAACAUUAUCUGCUUCAUUUGCUUCGCGAAACACUGGUUGGCUCACAAUCGCGCAUCGUCUUCGUCUCUUCUGGUUCAGUCCGCAACGUGCGGAACAGUGACCCUAAAACACUGGAUGCCGACUUGAAGGCGAACUCCCCUGCUGGUGCCUAUUCGAUCUACAGCGCUUCGAAAUUCGCCGGGCUAUUGGGGGCGCACCACUGGCGCCGCAACCUUCCCCAGUGCACCAUCGUAGCCGUCUCUCCGGGCCUGGUUCCUGGCACCGGCCUUGCCUCGAAUAUGGGUCUGACUAUGGACAUGCCUGAUGCGAAGACCGUCCCUGAAGGUGCCCAAAAUCUCCUCCGUGCAUUCACCAUUCAAGAUUUCCCUGUCGACCCUGAGCAGAUCUUCCUGACUAGCUGGGGUGAAUGGUGGCCCAAGGACGUCAUUGGUCUGAGUCUAGACAAGCAACUGCAGGAUAAGUGGUGCCCGAGCCUCGAGGAGAUUGAGAAGAGCGAGGGGCUCUCAGCAUAG
Molecule: messenger RNA, 879 nt
Organism: Penicillium chermesinum
Lineage: Eukaryota; Fungi; Ascomycota; Eurotiomycetes; Eurotiales; Aspergillaceae
Exons: 5
Coding region: 1-879 (292 amino acids)
Source: RefSeq, a predicted model, not a curated record